GAGAUAAUAGAACUUUUUCGUGCUGGGAUGCCUUUACGAAAGCACCGGUGUCGCUUCAAAAGCUACGAGCGUUGUUUCAAAGCCUCGGAGGCAGUGGACUGUUUACAUGAACUGCUUGCCUCUAAUCAAAACUUUGGCCCAGAAGUGACUCGCAAUCAAACAGUUAAGCUGCUUAAAAAAUUCCUGAAAAAUCAUGUUAUUGAAGAUAUUAAAGGAAGAUGGGGCAAAGAGGACUUUCAAGAUGAUGGCCACUUAUAUAGAUUUCCUCCUUCCUCACCACUGAAGCCAUACCCAAAGAAACCUUCAUAUGGAAAGGAAGUAAUUAAAUUUCCAGACUGGAAUGAACCAAAGGCUGGCACUUCCCAAGAACACAUCCCAGUGAAAUCAGUCACAAUGAACUCUGAGAUGUGGUACAAGCGACACAGUAUAGCUAUAGGGGAAGUACAGGCAUGCAAACCUGUGCUCCGCAGAGAGUUAACACAAACAAAUAUAGAAGAAAUAUGGAAAUCCAUGACUUUGUCACGAUUACAAAAGGUCUUGGGUUUGGAUUCUCUGGAUGAAGUGUUAGAUAUAAAACUUGUGAAUUCAAAGCAUGUAGUCCAAAAUGCAUACAAUGUCAAUAAGCAAGGCAUUGUCACUUUAGAAGACAAAUCAAAGGAACUACCUCAUUGGAUAUUAUCAGCAAUGAAAUGUCUAGCAAAUUGGCCCAGCUACUCAGAUUUGAAGCAGCCUACAUACUCAGGAUUUGAAAGAGAUGUCUUCAAAACUAUAGUAGACUACUUUGGCCAGAUGAAAGAACCUCUUCUCACAUUUCAUUUUUUUGAUGUUUUUGUAUGUGUGUUAGGUCUGCUGCAAAAACACAGCAAGGCUAUAGAAGCUCUUCAGAUAUCUUGUCUCCUGCUGCCACCAGAAAAUCGGAAAAGACUGCAGCUGUUGGUGAGGAUGAUGGCAAGAAUUAGCCUUAACAAGGAUUUGCCACCUCUUUCUGAAUCAGUGAGGACCAGAACCUUGAUGGUUCAGGCAUUUUCACGUUGUAUUCUCUGCUCAAAGGAUGAAGUGGACUUGGAUGAACUCCUUGCUGCUAAACUAGUAUCUUUUCUUAUGGACAAUUAUCAAGAGAUCUUAAGUGUGCCUUCUGCCUUAAAAUCUUCUAUAGAGGAACAGGUUGUACAUCUCCAGAGAGUCCAAGUAAAAUAUGCUGGAGCUGAUACUGAUGGAACUUUUCCUCAACCAUCGUUUUGUCACCAACUUAGUACAGAUGAAUUUGAAUACCAAAUGCCAACUGGUUCUCAAGAACCACUGGCAGCUUUGUUGGAAGAAAUUGCAAUGAAUAAAGAAAUAUCUGUGAAAGAUAAGAAGAAGCAGCUCAAGCAAUUUCAGAAAUCUUACCCUGAAGUGUAUAGAGUACGAUUUCCUACCCCUGAAACCGAAGCGGUACUGUUUCCAGAAAAAGCUAAACAGAAACCACCAGUACUGCUGUGGGCCCUCAGAAAGCCUUUUCAACCAUUUCACAGAACCAGGAGCUUUCGGAUGUAAAUGGUUUGAAAUACCUCAGCGAACUGAGUGAGGGCGUAUUAUUAAUGGAUCUUAUACAGAAGGCGUCUGAGCAGCAUGUAGUUACUCAAAAAACUACUGGGGAUACUGCUGAGAUGAUAGAAACAGUGGAAAGAAGAGGAAAGUAUUGAGGUGGUAGAAAUGUGAGCCAGUAUUUUGUAAAUUGUAUUUUUUUAAUGACUGUUAU
Molecule: messenger RNA, 1741 nt
Organism: Apaloderma vittatum (bar-tailed trogon)
Lineage: Eukaryota; Metazoa; Chordata; Aves; Trogoniformes; Trogonidae
Gene: DEPDC1B
Product: DEP domain containing 1B
Exons: 10
Coding region: 28-1536 (502 amino acids)
Biological process (GO): positive regulation of Wnt signaling pathway; intracellular signal transduction
Source: RefSeq, a predicted model, not a curated record